Symbiodinium necroappetens is the source of this 1662-nucleotide messenger RNA. Lineage: Eukaryota; Dinophyceae; Suessiales; Symbiodiniaceae. The record is from the annotation of a GenBank genome assembly.
GACGUCGACGGGAUCCCGGCCCUCCUCGACGACAUCUUGAAAACGGAAUUGCUGAAGCAGCAGCUCAAAGAACUGAGUGUAAAACAUGAUGAGCUCGCCGACAUAAAGUCUGCCUAUGACAGCGAGGAGGAGAUUGAUGCCCGGAAGCUGACUUUGCUGAUGGGCCAGAUCAACAAGCUGGCGAGUCGUAUGACUAUGGAGGAGAACAAGAUCAAGAAGACUGUGCUUAGCAAUGCGAAGACGGAGAAGUCGAAGGCCGUGGAGCCUUCUGAGGUAUCGCAUGAAACGGUUGCCGGGCUGGCACGUGCCGUGGAGACAGAGAUCAACGAAUCUUUUGGGGAGGAGGCUGCUGCAAAGCUUCAGUCUUAUAAGCUUCUCUGCAAGAUGAGUCGUGGGCACAGCACCGGCCAUGCAGCAGAGAAGACCCGACAGGCUUUAGAUACAUUGCCGGAAAGCCAAGCACCAAUACAAGUUACUGGAGUUGACAUUGGCUUGGACAAUCUUUUUCCGUGUAUUCUGUUUUCUGAUUAUCUUCGGGUGCUAGCUGAUCAGAACAAACUGAAUGUGCUUACACGAGGUGUUGACCUUGAAGCUUUCUGGGACAAGAUGCAACCGCUGAAACCACGGCAUCCCAUCUUCGCUUUGCCUGCAAGUGCAAGGGCUUCUACUGUACCCCUAUACCUCAUAGGGGAUGAAGGCCGGGGCUACAAGAAGUCAGCUGUCUUCGUGUUGGGAUCAGAAUCAAUGCUUGGAGAAGGCUGUGAUGCAGAAGAUUCCCAAACUGCAGAGGACAAGAUGAAAAUGAACUUUGUCGGAAACACCCUGCUUACCAGGCAGCUGUUCGCAUGCAUCCCAAAGUACUUGUAUGCCAAGAAUGACAAGCCCCUUCACAACCUUAUCAAUAUCUGGGCAGAAGAUUUUGGGAAACUCUUCCAGGAUGGCCUGGAAAUCCGCAUCGGCGGCUCCACGCAGACAUGGCGAGUCGCCGUUAUGGGUUUGAAAGGUGACUGGCCAGCCCUGGAUAAAUUAGGUCUGGACAAGAGCCUGGAACAUUUGUUUCAGGAGAUGAAAGCAUUUUCUUCUGAUCGAAAGCUUUAUCUGCACAUGAAUGGAUUGACUGCAAAGGGGAUUUUGGGGGUCAACUCAUCAGCAGACUUCCCUGUUGGGCAGUGGUUUAAGGGGGCCGACACAACAUUCGUCCUCAAGUUUCUCAUCUUCAAGUUCGAGAAUGAAUUGGCUCCCGGUCACAAUGAUAUUGAAUAUCUCCGAACAAUUCUGGAGUGCUUGAAAGCUUCCGAUGGGUUCUUGAGCUGUUUGUACAAGGCCGGCUUGUUUCUGAGCAGACGACGACUUAUAAAGGUUGUGCGACUGGGGAUGGCGAUGCUUACUUUGUACACUCGCAUCGCAGCAAUGGCACACUCAAGAUCCUUGCCUCGUUUCAAGCUCACACCCAAAUACCAUAUGCUUAUGCAUGUGGUUUACCAGUUGAUGCUGGACAGGGAUGCCAACAGAUCACCCAUGAACCCUCUGGCAUACUCAUGCCAGAUGCCAGAGGACUUUAUUAAUCGUGUUGCCACUCUGGCAAGGGCUGUGAACCCAAGGUUUGUGCCCGAGAGGACUUUGUACUUGUACAAGGUCGCACUCGCAAAGGUGUUGGAGUGA